GGUUUCCUAUAGGCGGGCACAACAACAUUAGCGCUUCGGAGGUAAUAUAAGUACAUUUACGGUAGUAAAAGAGCUAAACCAACUCGAAGGAAGUAUUAUAUCUAGUGUAGGCCUAUUAUUCUCAUAAACGUAGCUAUAAUAAUACGUUUAGAAAAUUUAGUGAAGUGACGCUAGAGUGUUAUGAACGCGGACUUGGAAGCUCAAGAGGAUGAACUGCUGGCGCUCGCGAGUAUCUACGGUAAGGAGUUCCGACCGGCUGUGUCAGGAUUGGGUGGAGAAAUCCUGGUCUCUUUGGACCUACCUCGGGACUUCAGUGUGAUUGUCAAAGCAGGUUUGGAUUAAAAUAAUAGUGAUUAUUUUAUAAUUUAUGCAAAUCACCUCAACUCACAAUUUAGAAACCAUUUUAUGAGUCUUGAAUUAUUUUGAUCUCACUACCAGUUUUAUUGUAGCCUUUAAUUAGGCUAUGCUACAAUAGAAGUUGACAAAACAUAUAUUAUAUACUCAGGGUAUUCUGGUAAAGCAGAUGAAUGGUAUCCAGGCUUCUUUUGUCUUUAUUGUGAUACCAAGGUGACAAGCACAGAGAUUAUGUCAUAUCUUACCUCCCUCCUCUGGUGCUGACCUUCGACCUACCUUUGGAUUACCCCUCCACCUCAUCACCCAAGUUUAUACUGAGCUGUAAGUGGCUCUCCCAUAGUCAGGUAUGUUUAGUAAAACCUUUUGUGAGUAGAUCAAUAAUGUAUUCAAUACUGUGAAGUGUAUUGAGUUUUAGACAUCAUUUGUAUGUGUAGUAAUCAUUUAUUAACCUCUCAGCUCUCAGCAGUGUGCAAGCAUUUGGAUGAGAUAUGGCAGGACACUGUGGGCAGCGUGGUCCUCUUCUACUGGGUCCAGUUCCUCAGAGACGACCUGCUCGACUUCCUGCAUAUCCAGCCACCGCUGGAGAUCCCUGUCAAUGACCAGGGCAAGGCCACUCCAUCCACUGAGGGCAGAGAGGCUGGAGACUCUCAGGGGGCUGCAGAGGGCAGUGUUGUUGGAAGUGUAGUUGGAACAUCUGAUGAGGCUGCAGUUUGCCUGGACCCAAGGGCCCUCUCAAUGUUAGCCACAGACACAGACCUCCUGGUGCAGCUGCUGGACUAUGAUGAGAGACAUAGGCUGAGAGUGUUUGAGGGACAGGCAUAUGACUGUGGGAUCUGCUUCAUGAGCAAGUUAGGCUGUAGUCAGUUCAGAGAGUGUGGCCAUGUUUACUGCAAUGAAUGCAUGUCGGAGUACUUCACGGUCCAGAUCAGAGACGGGAACGUCCGUGGCCUUACCUGUCCAGAGCCUGAGUGCAGCUCCACAGCUACACCCUCACAGGUAAUAAAAAACAGAAUUGAAUAGAUCAUUAUUUUGGAGAUCAAAGUUGAAAUACAGUUUCCUCAGUGAAUAUCUGAAGUUAACCUGUGUGAAACUGCUAUUCUACACUAUGUGGAAACUAAACUCAGAGAAUGAACUGUUGUUGAAGGUGAAGCAGUUGGUUGGGGAGGAGUUAUUCACCCGUUACGACCGCCUCCUGCUCCAGUCUACUCUGGACCGCAUGGCUGACGUGAUUUACUGCGCCCGCAAGGCCUGUGUUGCCCCAGUGGUGCUGGAACCGGACACAACCGCUGCCCUCUGCCCCUCCUGCCGUUAUGCCUUCUGCACUAUCUGUCGCAAGACCUACCACGGCACUUCCAACUGUAAGCUGAGGGCAAACACACUCCUGACCUCAGGCUCUGACUCAGCUGCUGAGUCAUCCUAUGUAGGCAUACCUCAGACAGAAGGUAAGAGAAACCAUAUGCAACCAAAUGAACCACAUGGAAGUCUGUUGAUCAGUCACACUUUCGGAGGCUUGGUGCUGUGUGAAAACCUACAAUGAAAGUGUGUGAUUGUGGAAGGUAACUUAGAAGAGAAUGUUUCAAUACAUCUUAAAUAAAUAAAACACAAUUUCUGUAUUUGAGAUGCUGUGCUUCUAAGCACUGUUGUGGCAUUUAAAGUAUCAAAUGUUUAGCUCUGUCUGGAGUCUGGAAUGCCAUAACUCACUAUCCACUGUUGAGUCAUUGCAGUCAUUCCAGAUUACUUAGGUUCAAUCAAACUCUUAUCCCAGCUUGUGCUCCAUUUUCUGUGUUUGUCUGUUUCUAUCUUUAGCUGGGAUCCAGGGCCUAUGGGAAGACUAUGCCUCAGGCAGUGAGGAGAGGAGAAAGUUCCUGGAGAAACGCUAUGGGAAACACAUUCUCAACACAGUGGUGGAGGAGAGCCUGAGUGAAGGCUGGAAAGGCCAGAACAGCAAAGAAUGUCCAUCCUGCUGUGCCAACAUACAGGUAAGCCUGAGCUCUAUAACCAGCCUAUUGUACCUUUGGCAUCCCAUGGUUUGACGUCAUCCUCCUGACCAGUGUGUAUCCUCUCAUUACAGAAGAAUGGUGGCUGCAACAAGAUGGCCUGUUUAACCUGUGGUCAGUACUUCUGCUGGGUGUGCCUUAGUAUCCUGGACAAAAAUAACCCUUACAGGCACUUUGAAAACCCUAACACUGCCUGCUUUACUGCCAUAUUUCACUGA
This is a messenger RNA of Coregonus sp. 'balchen', 2569 nucleotides long. The record is from the annotation of a GenBank genome assembly. Lineage: Eukaryota; Metazoa; Chordata; Actinopteri; Salmoniformes; Salmonidae.